Messenger RNA from Salvelinus namaycush (lake trout), 3381 nucleotides. RefSeq names its product probable N-acetyltransferase camello. The coding region runs from base 285 to 953 and encodes 222 amino acids. The record is from RefSeq and is a predicted model, not a curated record. The transcript is spliced from 3 exons. Gene Ontology annotation, molecular function: N-acetyltransferase activity. NCBI's taxonomy places the organism in Eukaryota, Metazoa, Chordata, Actinopteri, Salmoniformes, Salmonidae.
AAGACGUACCCUAAACCCCUCCUAUCUCAGUGAAUGCGGACGUCAGAACCACAAUCAACUAAACUCCUAAUUGUUUCUCUCCAACAGGAUUUUAUAUUUCUCAGAGACAUAUCAAAAUCAGCCCUUCUCCCUGCUCCGAAGAACCUCUCAUCUCACUCACACGGCUCUCCGUCACGUGACCCGGUCUUUCUCACAGGCUACAAGUGAAGACGGACACAUCGGGGACGCAACUGUGCCCAUCCUCAUCCAAUUCCAAGGGCUGAGCAGUGCCACCCACCAGUGCCAUGGCUGGCAUCACUAUCCGGAGAUUUGAGGAAGACGACAAGGAGACCGUGAAGGAGAUCUUCACCAUGGGGAUGAGCGAGCACGUCCCUUCCUCCUUCAUGCACCUCCUCAAACAGCCCCUGACCCAGAUGAUCCUGAUGGUCACGUUCUGCGCCCUGCUGGCCAGCUCCAAGUCCGUCCUGCUGCCUGUAGUAGGGGUCACUCUCCUCCUGGCCGGGGCCAAGCAGCUGGUGGGCUACCUCUUCAACAGCUACAUCGACACCUCCCUGAGGAAGGACCUCGACCACAUCCAGGAGACCUACCUGGAGAACAAGGACUCGUGUUUCUGGGUGGCUGAGAGCGACGGCCGGGUGGUGGGUUCGGUGGCCUGCCUGCCCGCGGAGAGAGAACCGGGCUGCAUGGAGCUGAAGAGGUUGUCUGUACGUCGGACACACCGGAGGAUGGGUAUCGCUAAGGCCCUCAGUAGGACAGUGGCAGACUUCAGCAGGGAGAGAGGCUUCCCUGCGGUCGUUCUCUACACGUCUGUUGUGCAGACUGAUGCACAGAGGCUGUAUGAGAACGUAGGCUACACACGGGUCAGAGAGUUCGUCAUCCCUGAGCCCAUCGCCAAAAUCACCAACUUUACUCUGAUAGAGUAUAAACUGGACUUACUGCAGGCGGGGAAAUAGGAAGAGGACUGGACUUACUGCAGGGGGAAUAGGAGGAGGACUGGACUUACUGCAGGCGGGGAAAUAGGAAGAGGACUGGACUUACUGCAGGGGGAUAUAGGAGGAGGACUGGACUUACUGCAGGGGGGAAAUAGAAGGAGGACUGGACUUACUGCAGGGGGAAUAGAAGGAGGACUGGACUUACUGCAAGGGGAAUAGGAGGACUGGACUUACUGCAAGGGGAAUAGGAGGAGGACUGGACUUACUGCAGGGGGGAAAUAGAAGGAGGACUGGACUUAUUGCAAGGGGAAUAGAAGGAGGACUGGACUUAUUGCAAAGGGAAUAGGAGGAGGACUGGACUUACUGCAGGGGGAAUAGGAAGAGGACUGGACUUACUGCAGGGGGAAUAGGAAGAGGACUGGACUUACUGCAGGGGGAAUAGGAGGAGGACUGGACUUACUGCAAGGGGAUAUAGGAGGAGGACUGGACUUACUGCAGGGGGCAUAGGAGGAGGACUGGACUUACUGCAGGGGGAAUAGGAGGAGGACUGGACUUACUGCAAGGGGAUAUAGGAGGAGGACUGGACUUACUGCACGGGGAAUAGGAAGAGGACUGGACUUACUGCAAGGGGAUAUAGGAGGAGGACUGGACUUACUGCAAAGGGAUAUAGGGUGAGGACUGGACUUACUGCAGGUGGGAUAUAGGAGGACAGGACUUACUGCAGGGGGAAUAGGAAGAGGACUGGACUUACUGCAGGGGGAUAUAGGGUGAGGACUGGACUUACUGUAGGGGGGAUAUAGGAGGAGGACAGGACUUACUGCAGGGGGAAUAGGAAGAGGACUGGACUUACUGCAGGGGGAUAUAGGAGGAGGACUGGACUUACUGCAGGGGGGGAAAUAGGAGGAGGACUGGACUUACUGCAGGGGGAUAUAGGAGGAGGACUGGACUUACUGCAGGGGGAAUAGGAAGAGGACUGGACUUACUGCAGGGGGAUAUAGGAGGAUGACAGGACUUACUGCAAGGGGAUAUAGGAGGAUGACAGGACUUACUGCAGGGGGAUAUAGGAGGAGGACUGGACUUACUGCAGGGGGAUAUAGGAGGAUGACAGGACUUACUGCAGGGGGAUAUAGGAGGAUGACAGGACUUACUGCAGGGGGAUAUAGGAGGAGGACUGGACUUACUGCAGGGGGGAAAUAGGUUGAGGACAGGAUUUACUGCAGGGGGAAUAGGAGGAGGACAGGACUUACUGCAGGGGGGGAAAUAGGUUGAGGACAGGAUUUACUGCAGGGGGAUAUAGGAGGAGGACUGGACUUACUGCAGGGGGGGAAAUAGGUUGAGGACAGGACUUACUGCAGGGGGAAUAGGAGGACAGGACUUACUGCAGGGGAAAUAGGAGGAGGACUGGACUUACUGCAGGGGGAACUAGGGUGAGGACUGGGCUUACUGCAGGGGGGGAAUAGGAGGAGGACUGGACUUACUGCAGGGGGGGAAUAGGAGAAGGACUGGACUUACUGCAGGGGGAAAUAGGGUGAGGACUGGACUUACUGCAGGGGGGGAAAUAGGAGGAGGACAGGACUUACUGCAAGGGGAUAUAGGAGGAGGACUGGACUUACUGCAGGGGGGGAAAUAGGAGGAGGACAGGACUUACUGCAGGGGGAAAUAGGGUGAGGACUGGACUUACUGCAGGGGGGGAAAUAGGAGGAGGACAGGACUUACUGCAAGGGGAUAUAGGAGGAGGACUGGACUUACUGCAGGGGGAAUAGAAGGAGGACAGGACUUACUGCAGGGGGAAUAGGAGGAGGACAGGACUUACUGCAGGGGGAAUAGGAGGAGGACAGGACUUACUGCAGGGGGAAUAGGAGGAGGACUGGACUUACUGCAGGGGGGGAAAUAGGGGGAGGACUGGACUUACUGCAGGGGGAAUAGGAGGAGGACUGGACUUACUGCAGGGGGAAUAGGAGGAGGACUGGACUUACUGCAGGGGGGGGAAAGGAAUGUUAUAAUAUCUGUACAUUAUAGGAACACCUGUAUUUACAAAAGUACAAUAAUUAAUGUUUUACUUUGGCUUGAGAUUAAGAAUCAGUGGUAGAGACUUUAUAAGUGCAUGAAGAGGUACAAAAGUAAGAUGCCUGUUUUUUUUUAAACUAUACUUUCAGUUCCUGUUGAUACUAUGCCCAGUCUGUCUUCUACUAGCACAUGAUCGCAAUAGGAGGAAGAAGGAUUGUGAGACUAACUGCCAAUAACACAAGAAGCUGAACUCUGCCUAGCAGAGACAUCUUUGUAAUAAAGUUAAAGGACAUCACCCUGGACGGGGUGAACCUCAGUCGGGGAUAAAAAGGGAAAACACCAUCUUGAGGACUGAGUGUGUUACUUGCAAAUGACUGUAAGUGUAAACUCCGGGUUGCAAUCCAGCUUGCAAUCUUUAUUAAACAAACAAACCUCUGAUCAA